GUCUGAGGCAAGAUAUAACGAAUAAAACAUAAGCAUGUACCACGUGAGCAUCCAUUACACAGCCUCUCCCCUCCCAGUAAGCCAGAGAGCGAGCCAGUCAUCAGCGGCCUCCUCACAAAUUGUCUGAAGGCGCCACGGCUCUCACUAUAUCUUUAUCUUAUCGUUAUAUCUUGCCUCAGACACAUGACAGACAAUUUCUGUUUGUACCAUUAGGCUCGGCAGUGAAUGCAGAACUUUCGAUACUCAGGGAAAAAAUAGCAAUAACCAGUAAUAAAGACGUUUCGGUGAGUUGAAUUGAAAGCUGUGCUCCGAUGUUUAUAACACUAUUUAUUUAUAGUUAUUUCCUGAGUAAGUAUUUAAAGGAAUACUGUUAUAAACGAUUACAUUUCAUAAAGGCAUGUCUCCUGAACGGAAUGCAGUUGUCAAAUUAUAGUUGGAAGAUAAUGUAAGCGAACUACAGAAGUAUUUAUGAGAAUGUGUCAUCAUGCGGGGCAGGUGAGGUGAGUAAAAGUCUCGGCGUGCGUGACGUCACUACCCCCACCCCCCCAUGCGCGGGCAAAGGGUUGUCCGGUCUGGCUGGCUGACUGUGUGUAUGUAUGUAGACUGUGGUAUGUAGACUGUUGGUGCACUCUCUUGGGCCGUGCUCGCGUCGGUCACCCGGGAGCCUUGCUACGGUGCGGAGUUAUAAGUGUUUGCGUGCAUCUACGGAAGCGAUCCAAGAUAGACAACCAGUUCGGGCGCCGCGCGGUGAGGUACCAUUGUUCAGCGGGCAGCGGCGGGGCAGCGGUGGGCCUCUUCCUGGUGCCCGGCAUGGGAGGCAGCAUGAGUGGCAGUCGGGCCAAGGUUCUGCGCUCGUUCGCCCUGACACACGGCCUGCCAUUUCUUAGCUUUGACUACACGUAUUUGGGAUCAUCUGUGGCCGAGGAACACUGUGAGCCGUGGAACCUGAUCUCGCUGUGGCUGGACGACGCGAGACACAUGCUGCGGCUUGCUCGUGGGAGGCGGUUGGUGCUCGUAGGCUUCUCCAUCGGCGUCACGGUGGCGCUACAGCUCGCCCUGGGGCAUCCCGAACGGGUGUGUGGCCUGGUGCUGUGUUCGCCCGUGUUCAACAUCACGCAGAUCCUUCCUCCGCGGCACAGGCGAUGCCCCUUGAUCUGGAUUAUCUCCAUGUUCCUGAGGUGCAAGCUCUCGGUACAGCACAUGCGCAAGUUUCUUCGCGACGCUGCGCAGUACAAGUUCACCCUCAGGCCCGACGCUGUGCCCGUGACCUGCCCUGUGAGAAUCGUCCAAGGCAUGCAGGACAUCUUCCCGUACACGAACGCCAUCGUGCUGGGGGAGGCGCUGGCGGCCUCGGACGUGACAGUGACGCUGGUGAAGGCGGCGGACCACUACCUCCUGGACCACGGCAGCCUGGACGCUGUGACCCGCGGCGUGGCCUGCAUCCUGGCCACGCUGUGAGGGGUGUGUGUGUGUGUGUGUGUGUGUGUGUGUGUGUGUGUGUGUGUGUGUGUGUGUGUGUGCGUGUGUGUGUGUGUGUGUGUGUGUGUGUGUGUGUGUGUGUGUGUGUGUGUGUGUGUGUGUGUGUGUGUGUGUGUGUGUGUGUGUGUGUGUGUGUGUGUGUGUGUGUGUGUGUGUGUGUGUGUGUGUGUGUGUGUGUGUGUGUGUGUGUGUUUAGGGAGUGUGCAAGGAGACUGAAUAAUAUUCCAAUGUUUUGUUGCUAUUGUUGUUUACAAUUUUUUUUAUCUUGA
Eriocheir sinensis (Chinese mitten crab) is the source of this 1748-nucleotide messenger RNA. Its product is annotated as palmitoyl-protein thioesterase ABHD10, mitochondrial-like. NCBI's taxonomy places the organism in Eukaryota, Metazoa, Arthropoda, Malacostraca, Decapoda, Varunidae. The coding region runs from base 811 to 1458 and encodes 215 amino acids. Gene Ontology annotation, molecular function: hydrolase activity, hydrolyzing O-glycosyl compounds. The record is from RefSeq and is a predicted model, not a curated record. The transcript has 5 exons.